Saprolegnia parasitica CBS 223.65 is the source of this 944-nucleotide messenger RNA. RefSeq lists its product as hypothetical. The coding region runs from base 65 to 928 and encodes 287 amino acids. Gene Ontology annotation, molecular function: structural constituent of cytoskeleton. The transcript has 4 exons. The record is from RefSeq and is a predicted model, not a curated record. NCBI's taxonomy places the organism in Eukaryota, Oomycota, Saprolegniomycetes, Saprolegniales, Saprolegniaceae.
CAUACGUGGCGGUUUCUAGCGCGUGCAAGAUAUCUUUUUGGGGGCGAAAGGCCGUAGUAAUAGUAUGGACGAGCACGACGUGCCCGAGAACCAAGCGGACGAUGGCGAGCGCGACCCUGGCAACGAUGACGAGGACGAGGACGAAGGCCGCGAGACGGUCGGGUCCUUGGCGACGACGCAGACCAAGAUCAAGCUCAACAAGAUGAUGAACGCGUUCGCUUCGUUUGACGACAACAUGCGCAUUGGCACGCGCCAACGGCGGGAGCGGGACGAGCACCGGCUCGCCGAGAUGCGCACCGAGAUGACGCGGCUCGAGAAGGCGCUCAACGCCGAAAUCAAGCGGCGCUUUGAAAUGAACAAGUCGCUCCAAGCGCUCUGCGACGAGAGCGUGUCAAGCAUGACAUCGCGCUUCGAAGGCCUCCUCGCCAACUCGAUGGACAAGGUCGACGCGCGCCUCGCGGGCCUUGCCGAGAAGAUUGAGGCGCUCGAGGCGCAGUUCGAACACGAAAAAGUGCACAUUCCGCAGAUGAUUGAAGAGCGCACGAACGAGCUCACGGAGAAGCUGGGCGCGUUCAUGGAUGCGUUCGAGACCGAGCGCAAGCGGCGACUGGACCGCGAAGCCGAGAUCCUCAAGCGACUCUUCGACCACGAGCAGCUCGUGGCCGACCAGUUCUCCAAGGAGCGCCGGGACCGCGAAGUCAAGGCAACCGAGCUCAAGGACGCGCUCGACAUGUACACCAAGACGCGGCUGCGCGGCGACGACAAAUUUCAGCACGUGGCGCAGGAAGAAAUCGCCAAAAUCCAAAAUCUCCUCGUCCACGAAGCCCAGACACGCGAGCGUGAAGACGACGAGAUCAUCGAUGCGCUCAAUCGGUACACGGCCAAGCUCCAAGACAGUCUCAAGCUCAUCAACAGCACCGAAGCCUAACCCGCCUCAAUGUCAC